Molecule: messenger RNA, 1973 nt
Organism: Bactrocera oleae (olive fruit fly)
Lineage: Eukaryota; Metazoa; Arthropoda; Insecta; Diptera; Tephritidae
Product: angiopoietin-2
Source: RefSeq, a predicted model, not a curated record
CAAGUCUGUGGGUAUUGAGAGCGUGUAAAAACAUUUGUAUAGCUACGCCAAUAAUCCAUUGAUCGAUUAAAAAUUAGCAAACACUUGCGGAUAUUUUUUUUUUGUUGUAAUAUACUUAGUUAAAGUAUUUGAGUUCUCGAGUUUCAGUUGAGUCUUAGAAGGCACAUCGGCAACAUGAAGCUUUCUCAAACUGUCAGCAACUUGGUUUUACAUGCUAUAUUGUUAAUCCUUGAGUACGUGGAAACGGCAAAUGUCACUAAUACUAGUAAUAUUUCAACAGAUAAUCGGCGCGCUUUGAGGGACAGGCUUUUAUCGAGGAAGAACGCAAGUAGCGUUGCGAAACUGAAUACACAGACCAUUAAUAAAGAAAGUAUAAUAUCUAAUACAGACAGCAAAAAAACGGAUGAUAUUUUAAACAAUUUUGUACAAAAAAUUUCGACGAGCAAAGAAACUAUUUCAAAUUUAACAAAAUUAAUCGAUAAUACAACUGAAGUCGGGAAUGGAAACAAAAAAUCAAGUGAACUAAAAAAUGGAGCAGUUGAAAGUAGUACAUAUAUGGAGAUUGACGAUUCAGAUAUUAACUCAAAUGCUGAAAAAACUGAAGAGAAGACAGGAAUCAGAAAGUCUAAAAGUGAUAUCGAAAGCAUGGCAGAUGACCCUGGUAUUGAGAAAAGGGAAAUCAAAGACAAAAAUGUUAAUUUAAAAGUUGAUGAAAAUGGAAUUGAAGACAAAAGCAAUGUGAGCGACAAAGAAAAAAUUAACAGAAUGGGAGAGUUGAGGAGCAAAUUUACGCGUAGGCAAUUAUCCGGAAUUCCAGAUAUCAAGAAUUCUUCACGUAUUACUACAAUUGUUAUUGGGGCUAAUGAACUUGGUGACUUUAAGAGAAAUUUUAAUAAUUUAUUAAGUGGAUCACUCGCUGGACCAGUAUUGACAACGGUAAUAAAAACCAAAUCUGUAUUGAAAGAUAAUAAAUGGAUAACAGCUACGGAGAAGAACUUUAUAUAUUAUCGCGAUCAAACGAAGCGACCGGAAAUUUCAAAAACUUAUAACACAACAACUUACACCAAUAGCCAACAAUUUGGUAGUGAAGAAGGCAAAGAGAAAACGAUGAACUUCGAAACCGACGCAUAUAAUCUAAAUUAUGCACCUGCCGCACAUCGUAGUGUUGAUGAUAGCUUUUUACCCAGUAGUUGUGCCGAGAUUAUGAAGCAAAAUAUUGGCGCUACUAAUGGUGUACAUUCUAUAUACGUUUUGGGUUAUGGACCAACCGAAGUAUACUGCUUUGCAGAUCCUGUGGGUUCGGGUUGUGCAUGGACUGUCUUUAUGCGUCGCAUAAAUACUGGUGAUUCAUUUGAUAAAAAUUUUGCAGAAUACAAAUUUGGUUUCGGCGAGCCAAAUGAAAGUUUCUUUCUCGGACUCGAUCGUAUAUAUGCGCAAACAACCGAAACAAAACAAGAAUUGGGUAUAUUUACGAAAUUUGAAACAAACGAUAUCGAAGUGGAAAAAUAUGCAUACUUUGUAUUGGGCAAUGAAGAAACGGGCUAUAGAGUGGAGGAGUUGGGCGCAUUUUCGAGAACAUCUGCUAUAAGUCGUCUAAUGCGAUUUUCGAAAUUCUCUACACGAGAUAUGGGUAACGGCUUUCAGUAUGAUAAAUGUGCACAGGUGCUCGGUAUGGGCUGGUGGUAUUCGGAGAGAUGUAAGAGUGCUAUCAAAUUAAGUGGAGUUCGUGCGUAUGUCAAUGCGCCUACAAUCAUGGGCCUACGACCAAGAAACUGUCAAAAGUAGUAUGAGUGGCAGCAACUUCAUGAACGUAUUACAGUAGAUUUCACUGAGCAUAGCAAAAAAAUAUAAGAAUACUGAAAUUCGAGAAAAAAAAUGUAUAUAUAACUUUCUCUGUAUAUAAAAGUUCUCAACAAAGUAAGAGAUGAGUGGAUUCUCUUAAAUAAAAUAUUUUCUAUAUUCGGAAAAAAAAA